Mesoplodon densirostris (Blainville's beaked whale) is the source of this 1141-nucleotide messenger RNA. It is a transcript of the gene DNAJB13, whose product is annotated as DnaJ heat shock protein family (Hsp40) member B13. The record is from RefSeq and is a predicted model, not a curated record. Gene Ontology annotation, molecular function: protein-folding chaperone binding. Gene Ontology annotation, cellular component: cytosol. The transcript is spliced from 8 exons. NCBI's taxonomy places the organism in Eukaryota, Metazoa, Chordata, Mammalia, Artiodactyla, Ziphiidae. Bases 27 to 977 code for a protein of 316 amino acids.
AUCCACCGACUGACAACCAGCCAGCCAUGGGCCAGGAUUAUUACUCUGUGCUCCAGAUCACUCGCAAUUCAGAAGAUACCCAGAUCAAGAAUGCGUACCGGAAACUUGCCCUUAAGAACCACCCGUUGAGGUCCACUGAGCCAUCCGCAGCGGAGGCAUUCAGGCAAAUAGCAGAGGCCUACGAUGUGCUGAGCGACCCUGUGAAAAGAGGCAUCUAUGACAAGUUCGGAGAGGAAGGCCUGAAGGGCGGAAUUCCUCUGGAGUUUGGAUCGCAGACCCCGUGGACAACUGGUUACGUCUUCCACGGCAACCCGGAAAAGGUUUUCCAUGAGUUCUUCGGGGGAGAUAACCCCUUUAAUGAGUUUUUUGAUGCAGAAGGAAAUGAGGUGGACUUGAACUUUGGGGGACUCUGGGGCCGAGGGGUCAAGAAACAGGACCCCCCAGUCGAACGAGACCUCUACCUGUCCCUGGAGGACUUAUUCUUUGGCUGCACCAAGAAAAUUAAGAUCUCCCGAAGGGUGCUGAACGAGGAUGGGUACUCCUCUACCAUCAAGGACAAGAUCCUCACAAUUGACGUGAAACCUGGUUGGAGGCAGGGCACACGUAUCACCUUCGAGAAGGAAGGGGACCAGGGUCCCAACAUCAUCCCAGCCGACGUCACCUUCAUCAUAAAGGAGAAGCUACACCCUCGCUUCCGCAGGGAGAACGACAACCUCUUUUUUGUGAACUCCAUCCCCUUGGGCAAGGCUCUGACCUGCUGCACCGUGGAGGUGAAGACCCUAGAUGACCGUCUGCUCAACAUCCCCAUCAAUGACAUCAUCCACCCCAAGUACUUCAAGAAGGUGCCAGGUGAGGGGAUGCCGUUGCCAGAGGACCCCACCAAGAAGGGGGACCUCUUCAUUUUCUUCGACAUCCAGUUCCCCACCCACCUCACACCCCAGAAGAAGCAGAUGCUGCGCCAGGCGUUGCUGACAUAACUCUGGUGGGCUGGGGACUGGAGCAGGGGGAAGAGAAGGCUAGCUGGGCCUGACCCCACCCCUACCCCCAGCACGGGAGCCAGCCCACUGCACAGGCAUGACGUGAGGACCGGAUGGCAUGGGGUUUUAAACUGAUACAAUAAAGUUUUAUUUUCUAUCCUCCA